Caenorhabditis sp. 36 PRJEB53466 is the source of this 1228-nucleotide messenger RNA. Lineage: Eukaryota; Metazoa; Nematoda; Chromadorea; Rhabditida; Rhabditidae. The record is from the annotation of a GenBank genome assembly.
AUGGCUUCGACGUCUACUCUGGAUGCGUUCGAGACUUGCAAAAAGUGCUUGGCAGGAAGUGCGGCCGCUGCCAUCAGCAAAACGACAACCGCGCCAUUUGACAGAGUGAAACUCGUCCUUCAGGUGAGUGAAAUCUCUCUUGAGAAAAGGAAAACACAGCUGGCCAUCCGAACAAGUUUCCGAUGAUCUUGAUCUUAAUCUUUUAGCUUCAACAACGCGGGGAAUAUGCAAUGGCCAAGUAUACCGGUAUCAAAGAUUGCAUUACAAAGAUCAGUAUUGAACAGGUAAAGUACAUUUCAUAGUUUAUCGAUGAAAACUGUCCGACUUUUAGGGUGCAAUGGCAUUAUGGAGAGGAAACGGCGCGGGAGUGGCGAGAUGCCUUCCAAAUCACACUUUGAACUUUGCCUUCCGCGACAUUUACAGAAACAAACUUCUCAAAAACGUUGAUCGCAACAAGGACUUUAAUAAAUUUCUUGCGGGUGAGUCUGAAAAAGAGCAGAAGAACAACGAUCAUAUUGACAAAAGUUCAGGUACGUUCGUGUCAGGAGGACUGGGAGGGGCGACAACCUUGUUUUUGCUGUAUCCAUUCGACUUUGCAAGAACACGUCUUGCACUUGACUCGAAGAAAGAUGGUUCGAAAAAGUACAAAGGAAUGAUGGAUUGUCUCAAAAAGAUCCGAGCAUCUGAAGGAGCAACUUCAUGGUUCAAGUGAGUCAAUACUUACUGAACGAGAAAUGUAAAUGAAUAAAUUUCAGAGGGUUAUCUUCAGCAAUGCAGUUUGUGAUCUCCUCGCGGGCAAUCUUCUUUGGGAUCUUUGACAGUCUCAGAACGAGUGUCGAAGAUCCUCAGACACUGAACUUUGCGGCGUGCUGGGCCAUCGCUCAGGUACAAAUGACGUCUCCAGACUUACCAAAAGCUAAUUUUCUCAAUUCAAUUUCAGGUCUCAAUAGUGGCCAGUGGAAUGAUCUGCUAUCCGCUGGAUACGGUCCGACGGAGUAUGAUGAUGCAAUCUGGUAAAAAGGUUAAGCAAUAUCAGAAUACUAAAGACUGCUGGAAGACACUGUACAAGUAAGAAAUAAAUGAAACCGAGUUGAGUAUUUCAUUCCAAAUCUUUUUCAGCAAAGAAGGUGUCAAUGGUUUCUACCGCGGUGCUCUCACCAAUUCGCUCCGUUCAACCGGCGGCGCUCUCAUAAUCACAUUCUAUUACGAGUUUUCCAAAUACAUGUAA